ACACUCCACUACAUCUGUGAGCCUAUUCAUUUUUCAUGCAGCAUGUUUUAUUAGUUUUGGAUGGUGCAGUUGUUUCCAGUGGAUGGCAGCAGCGAGGAGGGCUGCUGGUUGUUGUUGAUGCUGAGGAAGCUUCUCCUCCACUUCUGCAUCUGAGAGGAGGAGAGACAGGCACCGACUUCCUGUGAGAUCUGUGUUCAGCUGCCUAGCUGCCUCUCCGGGAGGCUUGUGGCUGUGCAGACCGGGGAGGAGGGAGGCUUCUGUGGGUGGUGUAUGGCUGGGAAAGGCGCAGGGGACCUCCGUGCAACAGAACCGGCGGCAGCAGCAGCAGCAGUAGCGGCCAUAAAUGUGGAUUGUUUACACCGGUGGGUCAAGCUCCCGUUCCUGCUUCCCCGCCUCCCCGCGACUCCGAGCGGCCGCCUCGGCUCGGCAGCGUCGCCGCACAUAGCGUCAGUGGAGCGGGGCUGAUGGCCCUGGUGCUCGGCCGGGCCUUCAUCAUCAUCAUCACCACCACCACCACCACCACCAUCAUCACCCGCCUGUGUGUGUGCUAAGUGAGCUACGAGAGGCCGGAUACAUUAGUGAAGCGAAGAAGCGGAGAGCGGGGAGCAGCAGAGGAGGAGCCCGGGUUGGGGCGCAGCAUCGCACCGUGCAUGGUGCUGCGGUGUCGGAGGGAGUGGAUGAGCAGCCGGAGCUGACCCAGAGAUGGCUGUCCUCAAACUGGCCGACCAGCCUCCUCUCAUCCAGGCGAUCUUCAGUGGAGACCCUGAGGAGAUCCGCAUGCUCAUAUACAAGUCUGAAGACAUCAAUGCUCUGGAUACAGAGAAGCGCACUCCGCUGCACGCAGCGGCCUUCCUGGGUGAUGCCGAGAUCACCGAGCUCCUCAUCCUCUCCGGGGCACGGGUCAACGCCAAAGAUAAUAUGUGGCUCACCCCUCUCCAUCGCGCCGUGGCAUCUCGCAGCGAAGAGGCGGUGCGAGUUCUGAUCCGCCACUCGGCUGACGUGAACGCCCGAGACAAGAACUGGCAGACGCCGCUGCACGUCGCUGCGGCCAAUAACGCGCUGCGAUGCGCCGAGGUCAUCAUCCCGCUGCUGAGUAGUGUCAACGUGUCGGACCGCGGCGGACGCACCGCCCUGCACCACGCUGCCCUCAACGGCCACACCGAGAUGGUAAACCUCCUCCUCACUAAAGGAGCCAACAUCAAUGCCUUUGAUAAGAAGGACGGCCGGGCGCUGCACUGGGCAGCUUUCAUGGGUCAUCUGGAUGUGGUUUGUCUGCUGGUGAGUCAGGGGGCGGAGAUCAGCUGUAAAGACAAACGGGGAUACACUCCCCUCCACACGGCGGCCUCCAGCGGACAGAUUGCUGUGGUCAAACACCUGCUCAACCUGGCUGUGGAGAUAGACGAGUCCAAUGCGUUCGGGAACACGGCGCUCCACGUGGCCUGUUUUAACGGUCAGGACGCCGUCGUCAGCGAGCUGAUCGAUUACGGCGCCAACGUCAGCCAGCCCAACAACAAGGGCUUCACCCCGCUGCACUUUGCUGCUGCCUCCACACACGGAGCGCUCUGCCUGGAGUUCUUGGUCAACAACGGGGCUGACGUCAACGUACAGAGUCGGGACGGGAAGAGUCCUCUUCACAUGACGGCGGUUCACGGACGCUUCACUCGCUCCCAGACCCUCAUCCAGAACGGUGGGGAGAUCGACAGUGUGGACAAAGAUGGUAACACCCCUCUUCACAUUGCUGCCCGCUAUGGUCAUGAACUCCUCAUCAACACGCUCAUCACCAGUGGGGCAGACUGCACAAGGCGAGGAGUCCACGGCAUGUUCCCUCUCCACCUGGCUGCUUUGAACGCUCACUCCGACUGCUGCCGGAAGCUGCUGUCCUCAGGUCGGAGGUUUAGCAUAAUGUGUAACGACUCGGUCCUGUCUGCAGGCUUCCAGAUAGACACCCCUGACACUCUGGGGAGGACCUGCCUGCACGCUGCUGCCGCCGGAGGUAAUGUGGAGUGUGUCAAGUUGCUCCUGAGCAGUGGAGGAGACCACAACAGGAGAGACAACUGCGGCAGGACUCCCCUCCACUACGCGGCCGCCAGCCGUCACUAUCAGUGUCUGGAGACUCUGGUGGCUUGUGGCACCGCCAUCAACGCCACCGACCAGUGGGGGCGCUCUCCCCUGCACUACGCUGCUGCCUCAGACCUGGACAGGAGGCGUCGUGUUGCUCUGGAGCCGGAGAGUGAAGGAGUUCAGGCGGAGAGAGAGAAAGAGGCAGCGCUAUGUUUGGAGUUUCUGCUUCAGAGCGGAGCGACGGCGUCGCUGAAGGACAAACAGGGCUACAGUCCCGUCCACUACGCCGCCGCCUACGGACACAGGCACUGUCUGGAGCUGCUGCUGCACAGAGACGACUGUCACCAUGACGACCCUGAAUCUCCGAACGCCAGAAGCCCGCUGCAUCUCGCUGCGUACCACGGCCACGCUCAGGCCCUGGAGGUGCUGCUGCAGGGGGAGAGGGAGGUGGACCAGGGGGACGAGGUGGGGAGGACCCCCCUGGCUCUGGCUGCGCUUCGGGGCCACGCUGACUGUGUUCACACCCUCCUCAGCCAGGGGGCGUCGUCGCGCUCCACCGACACGCAGCACGGACGCACCCCCGUGCACCUGGCAGUGAUGAACGGUCAUACGACGUGUGUGCGCCUCCUGCUGGAUGAAUCAGAGGCUGCAGAUCUCGUGGACGCUGCUGACUCUCAGGGACAGACUCCUCUGAUGCUGGCGGUGGCUGGAGGUCACGUCGACGCCGUGUCGCUGCUGCUGGAGAGGGAAGCCAACGUCAACAUGGCCGAUAACCACGGCCUCACUGCGCUGCACCUCGGGCUGCUGUGUGGUCAGGAGGAGUGUAUUCAGUGUCUGUUGGAGCAGGAAGCCUCGGUUUUGCUCGGCGACUCUCGGGGUCGUACGGCCAUCCACCUGGCUGCUGCCCGAGGCCACGCCUCCUGGCUGAGCGAGCUGCUGAGCAUCGCCUGCUCUGAGCCGCCAUCCCUGCCGCCGCUGAGGGACCAAAGCGGAUACACACCGCUGCACUGGGCCUGUUACUAUGGUCAGGAGGGGUGUGUCGAGGUCCUGCUGGAGCAGAAAGGUUGUCGCUGUAUUGACGGGAACCCCUUCACCCCUCUGCACUGUGCUGUGGUGAAUGAUCACGAGUCCUGUGCAUCUCUGCUGCUGGAGGCGAUGGGAUCAGACAUCGCUGGCUGCAAGGACGCAAAGGGCAGGACUCCUCUUCAUGGUGCGGCGUUCGCGGGCCACGUCGACUGUGUCCAGCUGCUCCUUUCACAUGAUGCACCUGUUGAUGCUGUGGACCAAUCAGGUCACACUCCACUGAUGAUGGCUGCUGAGAAGGGCAGAGUCGGGGCUCUCGAGCUGCUGUUGACCAGCGCCAACGCCAACCUCAGUUUGACAGACAAAGAUGGCAACACCGCCCUGCAUCUAUCCUGCAGUAAUGGAAAAGAAGACUGUGUGUUGUUGAUCCUGGAGAAACUGUCUGACACUGCGCUCAUAAACGCCACAAAUGCAGCGCUGCAGACUCCUCUCCACCUGGCAGCUCGCAGCGGUCUGAAGCAGGCGGUCCAGGAGCUGCUGUCCCGAGGAGCCAACGUUCAGACGGUGGAUGAGAACGGUCUGACCCCUGCUCUGGCUUGUGCUCCUAGCAGAGAGGUGGCUGACUGUCUGGCUCUCAUUCUGGCUACCAUGAUGCCUUUCUGCUCCCCUUGCAGCUCCGGGGCUCCCUCCCCAGGCUCCCUGCUGAGGCAGCUGCCCCACCAGGGGGGUAAAGGCCCGGGCACCGGCCCUCGGGGGCCACGCAGCCCCAGGAACCCCUCCGGACCCUCCAGCGAGGGAACCACCGAGAACGACUCGGAGGACUCGGAAACCUUCUGACCGACUCUCUACCCUCCCACCUCCGACUGUGCGCCUGAACUUUUAACUUCCCCUCCUCCCCCCGGAGCGACGCAGGGUUCCUGCUCUGUGAGGUGCACUCUUCAGGUGGAGGUGUAGAGACUUGGUCGUGACGCAGCGUGGAUGUUUGCAGUGAUGGAGCCAAGUGUUCAAUAUCAAAUAAAUAAAUCAAUCAUCACAUCAAUAAACUACAGAAAAUAUAGAAACAAAACAAUAAUUAGUAAAAAUAAUUUUCUGUAAUUACUGCUCGUCAAUGUUCACGUCAACAUCAAAGUCGUAAUUACAACUGAGGAAAUUCAAAUUUUUCGGAAAGCUCCGGUUUAUCCGGCUUAAAAUAGUGCGGAAGUCUGUUGAAGGAAAUUAAAUUGUACUUAAAAGUAUUUCAUAGAUACAGUGCUGCAGUGAAUAAGUGGGAUAUGUUAACACUCACGUCUAAAUCUGCAGUAAAAUUAACUUAAGAUUAUUACUUUGUUCAAAUGACACUCCUGCAGUGUAAAACAUUUAUAAUGUAAUGUUGAGUUUUUAUAAUUUCUUGUUCUAUAUAUUUUCAGUGGUGGUGAAAAUAUUCAGAUUCUUUAAAGUACUAAUACCACAAAGUAAAAAUCCUGCAUUGAAUAUGUUACUUUAGUAAGUAUGUAAGUAUAAUAAGAAAUAUGUACUUAAAGAAUUAUAAGUAUUCAAUGCAGAAAAAUGGCCCUACUAUUAUUACAUCAUUAUUAUGGAUCAUUAUUACCACUAACGCAUCAAUGUAAAAGUGUAUUACUGUUGUAGUUGGUUCAAACUAAUUUUUUUUCCCCUUUUAUAGAUUAAACUUCUGAUUAUUUUCUCAAUUAAUUGUUUGAUUGAUUGUUUGGUUUAAUUUUGAAAAUACUGAGAAUCACAACAAGCCAUAGAACCCAAUGCUUGUUUUAAAAAAUAAAAUAAAAUAAAGAAAAUAACUUGCAGGAAAUCUUCACAUUUGAGAAACUUGAACCAUGAAGAUAGUUGUUGGUAGUUUAUAACAAAGCUUCAUAUUUUAUAAGAUCUAAAUGAACUAAAGCUGCCAAAUAAAUUUACAAUAUUUCCCUCUGUUGUACACGAAUAAAUAUUCUUAGUUACAUUCCACCACUUUUAAUUUAUUUAUGUGAUUAUUUCUUUUUUAGUUAUUUAAUAUUGAACAUCUGUGGCUCCGCACCGUCUUCAUGUGGGAACAUGUACAGAAUCUCCCUCCUCUGACUCCAGGCUGGAGGCUCCGAGCUCUUUCCAAAAAAACAAA
Messenger RNA from Seriola dumerili (greater amberjack), 5194 nucleotides. It is a transcript of the gene ankrd44, whose product is annotated as ankyrin repeat domain 44. The transcript is spliced from 28 exons. Gene Ontology annotation, cellular component: cytoplasm. Gene Ontology annotation, molecular function: protein binding. The record is from RefSeq and is a predicted model, not a curated record. NCBI's taxonomy places the organism in Eukaryota, Metazoa, Chordata, Actinopteri, Carangiformes, Carangidae. The coding region runs from base 703 to 3921 and encodes 1072 amino acids.